GAGGGAGGGAGGGAAGGAGAGGGUUUCCCUGGUACAUGAAGACGGACCGUCCAAAAGGCCAAAAACAAAAAAUUGAAAAAACAAAAUAAUAGUUGGCUGCAAGGAAUGAGCAAAUGAGGACCUGAGCUAAUCUAUAUUUCCUCGGAUAUUCUCCUCUGUUUUCUCGAUCCGGAACCCUAAUCCCAACCUUAUUAUAUCGCUGAUCGCCGUCGAUGAUGCCUCUAUUCGAUUAAUUCAGCCUUCUAUCGAUCGACGGAACAAGCCAUGCCGUCUCACGCGGAUCUAGACCGGCAGAUCGAGCAUCUGAUGGAAUGUAAACCUCUAUCGGAGGCGGAGGUGAAGGCUUUGUGCGAGCAGGCACGGACUAUCCUCGUCGAGGAAUGGAACGUACAGCCGGUUAAGUGCCCGGUUACCGUCUGUGGAGAUAUUCAUGGGCAGUUCUAUGAUCUCAUUGAGCUGUUCCGGAUCGGAGGAAAUGCACCAGAUACCAAUUAUCUUUUCAUGGGCGAUUACGUAGAUCGUGGGUACUACUCAGUGGAGACUGUCACUCUUCUAGUGGCAUUAAAAGUCCGUUAUAGAGACAGAAUUACAAUUUUAAGAGGAAAUCAUGAGAGCCGGCAAAUAACUCAAGUAUAUGGUUUCUAUGAUGAAUGCUUGAGAAAAUAUGGAAAUGCAAAUGUCUGGAAGUAUUUCACCGAUCUUUUUGAUUAUCUACCUCUCACAGCCCUGAUUGAGAGUCAGAUUUUCUGCUUGCAUGGUGGACUCUCGCCGUCUUUGGAUACGUUGGACAAUAUUCGUGCCUUGGAUCGUAUACAAGAAGUUCCGCACGAGGGACCAAUGUGUGACCUCUUGUGGUCUGAUCCAGACGAUCGAUGUGGAUGGGGGAUAUCUCCCCGGGGAGCUGGCUACACAUUUGGACAGGAUAUUGCUACUCAGUUCAACCACACCAAUGGACUUACCCUUAUCUCAAGAGCCCAUCAGCUCGUAAUGGAAGGGUACAACUGGUGUCAGGACAAGAAUGUAGUUACGGUAUUCAGUGCCCCAAACUAUUGUUAUCGAUGUGGUAACAUGGCGGCGAUACUAGAGAUUGGGGAGAACAUGGAUCAGAAUUUUCUUCAAUUUGACCCUGCCCCACGGCAAAUUGAACCUGACACCACACGCAAGACUCCUGACUAUUUUUUGUAAUCUUUAUAUCUUUGCCACUAGUUGGUGAUGCUUCUUGUUUUCUGCUGUGUUUGUAGAUGUGUCUUAGAAGGGAAGAGCUUUGUUGUUAAGUGCAGAGAGAGAGAGAGAGACAGAGAUCAUUAUCAUUCUUUUGUUUGGAAUUAUACUGCUGCUCCCAAGCUGUUCUUAGUUAGGGAACUCGGAAUUUGGAAAGGCUUUAACUGGGAAUUUGUCUUGUAUUCUUAAAAAAAAGGAAGCAGCAAUAACAAGGUCUCUUGUUUUAUAGCUUACGUUCAAUCAUCAAUGGUCAUUUGUAGAUGGAAGGUUGAUUCCAAAACUAGUCUUUUAUGUGAAGUUGUUAACUAAUCAAACGAAGCCGUGAACAUUCGUUAUUAA
Molecule: messenger RNA, 1560 nt
Organism: Nelumbo nucifera (sacred lotus)
Lineage: Eukaryota; Viridiplantae; Streptophyta; Magnoliopsida; Proteales; Nelumbonaceae
Product: serine/threonine-protein phosphatase PP2A catalytic subunit
Molecular function (GO): protein serine/threonine phosphatase activity
Source: RefSeq, a predicted model, not a curated record